GAGCAUGCUCUGACUGCGUGGGGUAGUGACCAAUCGGAUGGAGCUGUUCGUUUGCGCAGACGCAGUGGUUGCUGCGUUCCGGUGUGUGCGUGAGUUUGAGAGGCGGUAACGGUGCAGGGAGAGCGGGAGCGGGGCUGUGGGCGACCGGAGGCCAGGCCGAGCCGCAACCCCACCCCGGCCCGGCAGCAGGUGCAGGGUGUGCGCGGCCACCGCUGGUUUCGCCAUGUUUUCACCGCGGACUCCUGCGAGCGCCAAGAGGCCCCAAGCGGGCUGCCACGGGUCUCCGCUGCCCCGCAGCGGCGGCGGGUUCGCGGUCCAGGGACGGCGCAGCGUGUCGGCGGGCGGAGCGGGGGUUUUAUCCCCGGCCUGGCGCUCUGCUCUAUGCAGCCGUUCAACACCAACCAGAGGAGCACAGUAUCAAACAGUAGCUGAGACCCUCAACUAUGAAAUAAGAAGUUUUGGAUCUUCCCUUCCUGUGAAGGUCAUGGAGGCUAUAACUUUAGCAGAAGUGGAUGAGCCAUUAAGUGUUAAAAUAAGUGAAAAUGGAUGGGCGUGGCUUGUCUGUGGUGAAAAACUAAUUGUCUGGAAGAUUGGCCAGAUGCCUGUUGCUAAGCUGUCUGUAUGUAAAGAAUUCCAGUUGCCACCCUGUGAUCUCCCUUACGUUGCAGACCUGGUGGCUUUAUCACAUCCAAAUGAACACAGUUCCUUACAGUGUGUGUCUGUGAUGGCAGCUUCCAGACGGGGAACAAUAUGUUUUUGGCCCAGUCUGACGCAUGAAGAAUCUUGCACAGAAAUCACUGUGGAUUUUGGCAGUGCUGAGUGGAAGUGUCUAACUUCUAUCACGGGAGGUGGAUUUAUUCUUGCUUCCCAAAAAAAUCAUUUGCUGCGAUUAACACCAGAUGGUUCAGGAAGAGUGAGCUUCCACCCUGUGCAACAAGGGCAGGGUAUGCUUUCAGGACUGGGCCGCAGGGUCUCCUCACUCUUUGGCAUUUUGACACCUACUGCCAAUGAUGUGUUAAGCUCUGUGAUGUGGGAUGAAGAGAAUGAGUGCCUCUAUACCUUGACUAAUUCUAGUCUGAAUAAAUGGGAAGUGGAUGAGACAUCUGAACGGCACAUUUUCAGCUGGGACCUAAACAGAUCCAUGAAAGAAGACUUGGGAUAUUCCAUUUGGGGAGCUGAUGAAAAUUAUGAAAUCAGUAAGUCUGGAAUCAAUGUGCAGUAUCUGGAUUUGCAACUGAGCAAAGAGGGUCUGGUGGUUUUGAUGGCAGCGUGGAACCAGGGAGACAAUCCAUGCUUAAUCUACUACAUUUUAGCCACAGUUCAGGAUAAUGGAUAUCGAAUAACUGAUGAAAUUAGAAUGGAGGUCACUGAGUAUUAUCCGUUAUACCAGCCUGAAGAGGAGCUCCCAUGCCAGCGGUUUUUGAUACCAGAUUAUUCAAGCCAAGCUGCAUAUCUUUACACUUACGAUAUGGUCUUUGCAUGCUGUACUGGGACUGGACGAGCUGGUCUGCCUCAGGAGAAACUUAACCUGAAUAUGCCAGGUGAUGGUAUCCUGGGUGGGGGAAGCUUUGCUGGGUUUCCUGUCCUCUUCUGCAGGAACAGUGGUUUGGUUGCAGCUCGUCCAAAAGAAAGCAUAUCAAUGUUACCUGAAAACAUCGAAGAUUCUCUGGCUUUAUCAACCUCUGGAGCAGCAGCACAGGUAGAGGUUGAUGGGCAACCAUUUGAAAAGUCUGCCAUGGAGCCACAAGAGGAUAAAAUUAAGAUGUUGAAAACUGCCUUUGUGAUGUAUUGCAGAAAGGAUAUUGUUGGUGCCCAGACCAUGUUGGAGGAAAUCUUCCCGGAUGAUGCUGAUAUGGGAUCAGACUCUGAGCUGGACAAUGCUGUGGCACAAAUCAGUCUCGAUUUGAUUGACGACUACCCAGCAUGUGAUCCCCGUUGGGCUGAAUCUGUACCAAAUGAUGGAAGUAGAUUUAGCAACACCUCCUUGCUAUUGCUUCAUCAGUUAGAAGACAAAAUGAAAGCUCAUUACUGUUUGAUGGAAUUUCUUCAGGAUGUGGAGUUACUAAAUCGGCUUGAGGCUGUUAGGGUGCGAGGAUCCCUGAUGGUAACUCGUCUUUUGCUCUGUGAGCAUGCUGAGAAGCUCUCUGCUGCUAUUGUUCUAAAAAACUACCACACCAAGUUUCCUGACAUCGUAAAUGCAGCGAUUAAUUCUGCUCUGGGUAAACAGAAAAAGAGUGCUCCACAGAACUUGACUCCCGCGGAUGUUUUCUUCAGAGAGGUCUCCCAGAUCGACACAGCUUUCGAAUGUUUGUUAGAGGAAGAAGAAAACCUUUUGGAGGAGAACAACCCCCUCUCCCUGGAGUGGGCACAAAUAGCUAUAAAUGUUAACAACAUCUUAAAGGAUAUGUUGCAUGCAGCUGUCCACCAUCGACACAACAAAAGUUCAUUUUAUAAGUCAGAAAAGGAUGCUGAACAGGAGCCAGAGUACAUUCCUUGGACAGCAUCCAGUGGUCCGUCCGGUGUGAGGAAUGUGAUUGUAAGGCAGACUGAUAUUGUCCUGAAUAAGGUGUACCCACAAGCUGACAGCACCAUACGUAAUACUCUUCUGGAGCAACUGGUGGCCCUGCUCGAUUUCUAUCUGGAUGGCUAUGUUUGUCAACUCAAGUCGGUGGACAGACCUACUCAGCAGGAAAGAUACAACAAACUGGACUUAGAAUACACCCAAAAACGUUCACAUCUUCUAUCACAAUUACUUUCACUCAGGCAACACCAGCUGACUGCUUCACUAGCAGAGAAAUAUUGUGACUUUGACAUCCUGAUUCAACUAUGUGAACAAACUGAUAACCAGGCCAGGCUACAGCGCUACCUGAACCAGUUUGCAGAUCAGAACUUUUCCGACUUCCUUUUUCGCUGGUACAUGGAGAAAGGGAAACGAGGAAAACUUCUGUCACCACCUGUGGCCCAGCAUGCACAGCUGGCUAAUUUCCUGCAAUCCCACGAACAUCUCAGUUGGCUCCAUGAAAUCAACAUCCAGAACUUUGAAAAGGCUCAUCAGACAUUACUGAAUCUUGCUAAUAUGGAGACACGGUACUUUGCAAAGAAGAAAACUCUCUUGAGCCUCAGUAAACUCUCUGCAUUUGCUUCUGAUCUCCCUGAGGACCUUCUGCAUGAGAAGAUGGAGGACUUAAAUGCGCAAGAACGGUAUCUGCUUCAUCAGGAUACUCUCCCAAUGGAGUUGUUGGAAAGGAAACAGCUCAAUAUAGACACAAUGCCUGUGCUGUCUGCUUCACAACUGAUCCAUCUUUACAUCAGUGAUGACAACAUAAGGGCAAAUGAAUAUGACUUCAAGAAGGCACUUGAUCUAUUGGAGUAUGUUGAGAAGGAGGACACUGUUGUCACUGCUGAUGAAUUGAAACUGGAGAUCUUCGGCCGAGCCAUCCAGAGAGAUGAUUGGUCUUUCAGCCCAAAGGAUGAUCCUGUUGAAGCUGCAAAGGACACCAUACUGAUAAAAGUCAUAGAAAAACUCAUGGAUGAAGGGGUUGAGCUGAAACACUACUUGCCAGAAGUAAAGUACUUGCUACUGUCAGAUCAUCUAGUGACUCUGAGAUCCAAUUCAUAUUUUGAGUUCCUCUUGCAAGCGAACUAUGAACAUUACAUAAAAGCACAAUCUUAAUUGACCUCUACUGUUUAACAUCGUUCAGCAGGUAAUGUGAAUAAGCCACCUGCAACAUUGAAUUUUUUUUUUAAAUGUUACAAAUUAUUACAUUUCUAAUAAAGUCAUUUAAUUUCACACAAAGAUCAUUGAUCAUGGAAACAGUCCCUCCACAACUCAUCCAUGCUGACCAAGUUGCCUACCUGAGCUGCCUACCUCACUGAACUUUGCUUCUCUGCAAAGCAGUACUCUUGCUAUUUCCCAUCUGCUUUGAAGGUUCAGCUGCAGUUUAAUUAGAGCCAGGUAUUUUGUGAAUAGGAAUAAAUGUUUUUUUCAGGCUUUUGAGGGGUAUGCCUCAUGGAUCAGUUCUUAGCCUUCAAUAAUUUAAUAUGUAUAUUAAUGACUUGGAGAAAGAGGUAGAAUGCAAGUUACCCAAGUUUGCUGAUGACAAGAAAAUACGUGGAAGGGUGUGCUAUAAUGAGAAUAUUAGGACUCUGCCACGAGAUGGAGACAGGUUGUGUGAGCGGGUGAAAACUUGGCAAAUAGAUCAAUAUCCAAAUGUGUGAGGUAUAAGAGGAAACAAAAUACAAACUUAUCUAAAUGUAGAGAUGUUGCAAAUGUGAAGUACAGACAGAUCCAGUUGUUCUUGCUAACAAAACGUUAGCAUGCAGUUGCAGCACAUAGUUCAGAAGUCAAAUUGCAUAUUGGCCUUCAUUACAAAGGGGUUGGGGUUUAGACAUAUUGUUCCAAUUGUACAGGGUGUUGAUAAGGCUGCACCUGGAAUACAGUGCAAAGUCUACAUUUCAGGUCCUUGCAUUUAAGGAAGGAUUGGAGGUGAUCAAGAAAAGAUUCACUUAGCUGAUUCCUGGAAUGAGGGUUGUCUUCUGGUGAAUGGUGAAAAAUGUAAAUCUGCAUUCUCUUUGAAAGAAUGUGGGAUGAUCUUAUUGAAAUAUGCAAUUCUAAGAGGGCAUGACCAGAUAGAUGUUUCCACUGGUGAGGACAUCAAGAAAAAACCAUAGUUAUAAGAAGGUGGUUAUCCAAAACUGUUAGGAAUUUCUUCUCUCAGUGGGUGACGAAUCUCUGGAAUUCUAUAUCCCAGAAAGAUGUAGAGGUUAGAUUCCAGGAGAUAUUUAAUGAGAAGGUAAAUUUUUGACUGAUAACCCUCAAUUUU
This is a messenger RNA of Pristis pectinata (smalltooth sawfish), 4823 nucleotides long. RefSeq names its product nucleoporin 133 (gene nup133). Gene Ontology annotation, cellular component: nuclear pore outer ring. The transcript has 26 exons. Gene Ontology annotation, molecular function: protein binding; structural constituent of nuclear pore. Gene Ontology annotation, biological process: protein import into nucleus; poly(A)+ mRNA export from nucleus; transcription-dependent tethering of RNA polymerase II gene DNA at nuclear periphery. Lineage: Eukaryota; Metazoa; Chordata; Chondrichthyes; Rhinopristiformes; Pristidae. Bases 224 to 3673 code for a protein of 1149 amino acids. The record is from RefSeq and is a predicted model, not a curated record.